This is a messenger RNA of Meloidogyne enterolobii, 305 nucleotides long. NCBI's taxonomy places the organism in Eukaryota, Metazoa, Nematoda, Chromadorea, Rhabditida, Meloidogynidae. The record is from the annotation of a GenBank genome assembly.
UUAAAAAUUUAAAGUGGUAUAAUGGUGAACAAAAUAUGGGUGUUUCCUUUAUGGAAUAUAAAGGACAAUCAAAUAUUCGUAGAAUGCUUAACUGUAAUAAUGAUGGAUUAUAUGAAUUAGAAGAGAAUAAACAUAAAUGUACUGUAGUAGUAUAUUUUUUAAUUAAAAAGUUUUGGUGGAGGGGGAGAGGGAGGAAUAAAUUUUUAAAAUGUUGAAUGUUAGUCUGAAUUAGGGUAGCACACAGUCCCCCGAAACCGACUAUUUUUUCGGCAAAAACUCCGACCCGAACUCUACCCCGACAAACC